This is a messenger RNA of Trypanosoma brucei brucei TREU927, 390 nucleotides long. RefSeq names its product U6 snRNA-associated Sm-like protein LSm8p. Gene Ontology annotation, biological process: mRNA splicing, via spliceosome. The transcript has a single exon. Gene Ontology annotation, cellular component: precatalytic spliceosome; U4/U6 x U5 tri-snRNP complex; U6 snRNP. Gene Ontology annotation, molecular function: RNA binding. The record is from RefSeq and is a predicted model, not a curated record. Lineage: Eukaryota; Euglenozoa; Kinetoplastea; Trypanosomatida; Trypanosomatidae. The coding region runs from base 1 to 390 and encodes 129 amino acids.
AUGCUUUCCCAAUAUCUCAGGCGCCGCGUCUCCGUUGUUACUGUGGAUGGGCGGUAUCUCGUCGGUGUUCUUCAUGCAGCGGAUCAACUCAUGAAUCUCGUGUUAACAUCAUGUGCAGAGCGUGUUUUUGAUGAUGAGGCGGAGGACUCAACUGACCCAAAUGAUAUUAAAAAUAAUCGUAACGGUACAAAUGGUGCGACUCCCCCUGGUGGUGAGAUGCGGGAACAUUCCUUAGGUGUGUUGAUGAUUCGUGGCAGUGAUGUGGUGUGUGUUGCUUCUGUUAAUACGGUGGAGGAGGCAAAGUUGAGCAGGAAACUUUGGAGGGGUCGUAACUUACCGGUAGUGGAACGUGUGGCGCGCUCAGCAACAGCUUCAGUUAAAGGUGGAUAG